This is a messenger RNA of Quercus robur (English oak), 858 nucleotides long. RefSeq lists its product as uncharacterized. Lineage: Eukaryota; Viridiplantae; Streptophyta; Magnoliopsida; Fagales; Fagaceae. The record is from RefSeq and is a predicted model, not a curated record. Bases 1 to 858 code for a protein of 285 amino acids. The transcript is spliced from 2 exons.
AUGUCCGUGGCUCGGCUACUUGCCGAGGGUGCUAAUUUAGGGCCAAAGGGGGCUAAGAUGGAUGUCCCUCCGGCAUUGAGUUUCUCGGAUGAGGACAAAAUUGGGACCAUCCAGUCACAUGAUGACGCUUUAAUGACCACGCUUAGGAUCAAGGGGUAUGACGUGAAGAGGGUAAUGGUGGACCAGGGCAGUGCAGCCAAGAUCAUGUACCCCAACUUAUACAAGGGGCUGAACUUAAGGCCCGACGACUUGACAGCCUACGACUCUCCUUUGGUGAGCUUUGAUGGGAAGACUGUCAUCUUAAAGGGUCAAAUCAGACUACCCGUGCAAGCGGGUUCAAAAGUGGUGGAAGUAAACUUCAUCGUGGUGGAUGCUUAUUCCUUCUACAUAUCCAUUGUAGCCAGACCCUGGUUUCAUGCCCUGGAGGCCUUCUCUUCCACUCUGCACCAAAAUGUGAAAUAUUCGUCGGGAGGUCGCAUUGAAGAAAUCCAAUUAAAAGCUUCGGAGUUGCCUAUCAAUGGAUCAGUCGAGGAGGCCAAAUGUGAAAAUUUAGAAAAGGUUGUUAUAGGUGACGAUCCGGAGAAAUUCUUUCAGGUUGGGCCUCAGUUGCCUCCUAAAAAGAAGGAAGAGCUAGUAGAAUUUCUUAGUAGAAAUGUUGAUUUGUUUGCAUGGGACGCUUAUGAAGCCCCGGAGGUGGAUCCAAACUUCAUCUGUCAUCAUUUAAAUGUUAAUCCAUCCAUCAUUCCCAAAAAGCAGUCACCUCAGCGUCCGUCCAAGGAACAUGUAGAUGUUGUUAGAGAUGAGGUGAUGAAGCUUAAGCAGGCAGGGGCUAUCAAGGAAGUUUUCUAUCCUGAAUAG